Ixodes scapularis (black-legged tick) is the source of this 541-nucleotide messenger RNA. RefSeq names its product interferon alpha-inducible protein 27-like protein 2B. Lineage: Eukaryota; Metazoa; Arthropoda; Arachnida; Ixodida; Ixodidae. Gene Ontology annotation, biological process: apoptotic signaling pathway. The transcript is spliced from 3 exons. The record is from RefSeq and is a predicted model, not a curated record. The coding region runs from base 154 to 468 and encodes 104 amino acids. Gene Ontology annotation, cellular component: mitochondrion; membrane.
GCAGCCCCGCCAGCCCCGCCGAGUCGCUGAGAUACGUGGAGGAAGGCGGCGGUUGUCGCUUUCAGUCAGAAAUUGGUAUUGUUUAGCUGCUCACUUCUACUCUGCAACAGUGUUCGCUCGUAGGUGUCCGCCCCCCAGGCAAUUUAAAGAAGGAUGGACGCUGAGGAUGCUAUGAAGCUGGGUGCAGUUGCAGUGGGCGUCGUCGGAGGGGUCUUGGCAGCCCCUGCGGUCUUGUCCGCCGCGGGCUUCGGCGCUGCGGGCGUGGCUGCCGGGUCCGUUGCCGCCUGGGCGCAGUCCUUCAUGGGCGGCGUGGUGGUCAAGGGAGGCGCCUUCGCCACCCUGCAGAGCUGGGGAGCCGCGGGCAUCCCCAUCGCAGCCAAGGCGGCCGUGGCCACGGUGGCGGGCGCCGUUGCCGGCUAUGCGGCUGACUCCGACAGCUGUGCGGACAACUAUUCGGACAACUGCUGAUGGACGGCACCGUACAUGGCACCGAACGCGCUUGACGUUCGAAGAACACGCUCAUUCUGUGUGUUGCUCACCA